Molecule: messenger RNA, 2968 nt
Organism: Menidia menidia (Atlantic silverside)
Lineage: Eukaryota; Metazoa; Chordata; Actinopteri; Atheriniformes; Atherinopsidae
Source: the annotation of a GenBank genome assembly
UUUACAAAACAGUUGGAUUGAUUAGGCUAAUGUAUCAGCAAUGGUGGUGGGAUGAAGAACUUAUGUAGUCGAAGUGAUAGUGGAAACAUGUCGGAAUAGACAAGAGGUCAUGCAGCUUUUGUUUGCCAGCCGUUGAGAGCCAAAGUGAAGUAAGUCAAACGAAAAAAAAAAGCCAUGGGAAACCUGUACAUAUGAACAUGGGUCGAGGGAAUCUGGCCGAGAGUCUCACCGCUUCCAUAUCAGGUUAAACCACCGGUUCCCAAGAACCGGAGCUUUCCCAAACGCCUCGAUGUGAGAGCUCUGGCAGGAACGACUUUAGUUAUUUCAUGAGACGCAGGAACUCAUAAUCAAGAUGGGGGCACUCUGAGUGGCGCACCCUUCAUGGCGCCGACGCAGCUGUUCCGCUACUGGCUGUGCCUGCUCGUCCUGAGCCUUCCCCUGCUGCUCUGGUUCGGGCAUGUGAUCAUUUGGGACGAUGGAUCAGCUGCCGCCAAGAACCGAGGGCUGCAGGGCUACACGAGGAUCAGCCCCGGGAGGAUGAGUCAGCUUCUGGACAUUCACUGUGAUCAGUGUGCCUUCGUGUCCAGCUCCGGUCAAAUGCUCGGCGCCGGCGCUGGAGAUGAGAUCGACAGGAUCAGAUGCGUGAUCCGAAUGAACAACGCGCCCACGGGGGGGUACGAAAAAGACGUCGGGAGCCGCACGGCCGUCCGGGUGGUGUCUCACACCAGUGUUCCCCUGCUGGUGAAGAAUGAGACAUACUACUUCCAGCAGUCGGCAAACACAACGUACGUUUUUUGGGGUCCUGAGAGGAACAUGAGGCAGGACGGAAAAGGACCAAUCUUCAACCUCCUCCUGAAGAUGGCGAUUAAGUAUCCGGAAGCCAAGAUAUACGCUGUGACCAGAGACAAGAUCCAGUACUGCGACAGCGUGUUUCAGAAUGAAACCGGAAAGAACAGAAUGAAAACGGGGGCUUUUCUCAGCACUGGAUUUUUCACCAUGAUUUUGGCCAUGGAUAUGUGCGACAGCAUCACCGUUUACGGAAUGAUCGACAACAACCACUGCAGUCUAGCCAACAGAAGCUUCGUCCCUUACCACUACUACGAGAAAAACCGCCUGGAUGAGUGCCGGAUGUACAGAGUCCACGAGCACACGCAGCGAGGAGGUCACCGCUUCAUCACAGAAAAGGCCAUCUACGGUAAAUGGGCAACGCGCCACAAGAUAGAGUUCAAACACCCCUUCUGGAGCUUCUGAGGAAUGAGAACCUGAGGAGAAAAGGAUAUUCCUGUUGUGAAUUUUAAAACGUUUUCAUUUAAAGUGUUUUCUCUUUCGUAAACAGAAUUUUAUUUUAUAUUUUUUAUAAAGAAGAUUGACGUAUAAUACCUGUCGUUAGGGCAUCUGCAAUGAUGAUGAUGUUUAAGAUUUGCCAGCCUAUUACCACUGACACAGUGUCACUCUGAGUAUCACUGAAUAUUUCUGCUGGACAUACUCUAAAUCAAUUUGGAUACCGCACACCAAUACCCAAAACAAAGCAUUUUCAGUUUAUGCCAAAGCUUGCAAUCUUUCCUUUUUUUUACUCUUUGUGCCUUGGUCUCAUGUGGUGUCAUACUGCACAAUGCUUUCUUUUAAGCUGCCAUUUGCCUGUAUGACUUAAACUAUGAUAUGAUUUGCACCUUUCUCUUUGAGACUGUGGUGUUACUUCCACGCACUUGGUCAGGAUUUCGUCUCAAAACGUGGUUGUUGAGGCUGGCUAACAUAUUAUCAAACCCAGUGUCAUCACCUCAGGCCACGUCACACACAUUUCUUCCUCCGCAGACUGGACUUUGAAUGUGGGUGUUAUGAACAACAGGAAGGCCUGCUGGUGGUGAUAAGUUUUAUCUUAAAUGUUAAGCAAGAGCUCAAUCAGUUGUUAUGGAAACAUAUCCACAAUAAUAAAAAAAAAGCUCUAUGAUAUGGUUUGGUGGGACAGUUUUCUCUAAAGUCAUCUUGCAUCAGGAGGGCAAUUGUGGUGGACUCAAAUCAUGUUUCUAAAUAUGGAACUAUAUAAGCUGCCAACAAGAAGCUGACAUUUUUAGGAAAAAAGGAUAAUGGUUUUGUUUUUAAUGCGCGUAUUGGAAUAGUUUUAGCCUUCUGUAAUAGGAGGAUCCUAAAUCUGUGGUGCAUUGUUUCCGUGUCCAUGCUGCUUUUUAAACCCCUUUCAAGUGGAAAAACUGCUUGUCUUGUAAAGUUUUUCCAAAUAACUCUAAAAGGAGCUCCUACUCCCAGGUUUAAAAUGUGCACCCUCUCUGCCAUAAUUUGUCUAUUUAUGUCAGACACUUAUUACUAAUAGCCAGAUAGCACAAUCGGUGAACUUCUAAGUAUUGGUGUGCUCAAAGAACCAAGCAGCCCUGUCUAAACAGGACAUCCAGAGUUCAGUUCAGUCUGUUUAACCUGGAUUUUGUAAGUAAUGCAUAGAGGAUCAAUACAAAGUGUGUUUCUGCUUUGAGGUCUCAUGAGCGUCUGACAAAUUCCCGCAAACAGCCAAACUCUGGAAAACAGACUUGGUGUUGGACGUUCACUCUGAAUGUAAUAGGCUAAAACGCAUUGGAACAAACUUUUUUUUUUUCUUAAAGCGUCCACUGUUUUUACCAGUAUAUUUUUCUGCCUGUUUACAAUUUCAAACAUAGCACUGCCUUCUCAGUUGCAUAAUACUUUUCUUUGACUAAUUCCAAAGACUCUACCUGUAUUUGCACUACUGACCAAGUACAUCUCAAGUAUGACUUUUUAUGAUGAAGUUGCAUUUUAGGUGCAAGUUAUCAGCAUCUAUAAACUGCAAAGGAAGAAACAUGAAUGUAAACUGAGCAGUUGUAGAGCUAGAUGUGCAUAAAUAAACUGGCUGUUGAAAAAUCCCUGUUUCUUUAUUUUUUUUAUUUCAUGAUAAAGGAACUAAAUGAGGUCUCUGAAAAUAUGUUUUAUGUUGAAAAUGGAGGGC